GUAGAAUUCGGCCCCCGCAUAAGGAGAAAGGAUAAGCACAACCAACUGAACCCUGCUGUCAAGAACUUGAAAAGUUGAGCUGCGCCGGACAGCAUUGGUUAUAUGGUCUCCAUGUCCACGUCCUCUUGCUUUGAUAGAUCUGCUUGCGGUAACGACAAGUAUUUAACUCUCUAGUUUGUUGUUGCUGUGCACCGGAACGAAGCGUAGGGACGCGCUGAGAGAUUGGGCCAGCUUGCUGCGUCUCAAUCACCAGCUUGUAAUGCAGUGGGCAAACAAGAGGACACAAAAGGAUAGUGCAUGCGCCGGCAGGCUCUGAUUGGACUUACAACCGCUCUGUUUUGGAGGGAACCUACUUUUCGUCGGAUUGAAAGCAGGACAUCAGGUCCUUGCUCUGCUGAUCAAGAUGAGUGCUGUAAGCACGCUGGUGGGCCUUGUGCUGUUGUUGGGCACCACAGUUUGCCCUGCCGAGGCCCAGCUAGCUGCGCCGCAUCACCACAGACGGCUGCACCAAGCAGGGGCGGCGCCCGCCCCCGUGGGCCAGGUGUGCUCCAACGGCCUGGUGUGUCCGGAGCACCAGCGCUGCGACACCACGCUGCUGUCCGGCAACGACGGCACCCAGGCGGUCAUCCAGUGCCUCUGCGUGACCGGCUACAACGGCUCCGAAUGCCCCAAGCCCUUCACGGUGCCCCCAGCCCCCACCGAUGGCCCCGUUGCACCGUUGCGGCCAGCUGCAGUGGCGCCCGCGCCCGUGGGCCAGGUGUGCUCCAACGGCCUGGUGUGUCCGGAGCGCCAGCGCUGCGACACCACGCUGCUGUCCGGCAACGACGGCACCCAGGCGGUCAUCCAGUGCCUCUGCGUGACCGGCUACAACGGGCCCGAGUGCCCCAAGCCGUACACGGUGCCCCCACCGCCGACCACUGCCCCAGUAGCGCCCGCUCCACCAACAAGUACUGCCAGCAGCGCCGCCGCGGCAGCUGCCACGGUGGCCUCGCCGGGGUCCUCGUCAUCCGCGCCUAAGGGGGGCUCCAGCGGACUAGGGGUGGGCGCCAUCGUGGGAAUCGUGGUGGGGUGCGUGCUCGGGGUGGGCCUGCUGGCGGCGGGUGUGCUGUACGGGAUGCGGCGGCGGCGGGAGGAGCGGAAGGCGGUCGAGUUCCAGGACUUCCAUCACGCACACCACAGUAUGGACUCCCACCAGCAGCCGGCCGCGCCAACGGCCCCGGAAGCAUGACGGCUGCAACGAGGUUUGGUGAUGCUUUUCGCGGUUUUCCCCAUCUUGGAGAUGACGAAUCCGACCUGGUUGACAAGAGCGGGCCAUUUUGCCUCUGGCCUUCUGUUGAUCCGCGACUUCGUCGAAUGAUUUUAACACGCCUCUUUUGAAUGUAUUACAUUGUGAUUAUUAAGAGGAGGUUUGCUUUGGUGAGGUAGGUGCGUCGGUCCGAUUAGGUUGCCCCUGGUUUUGAAGCUAGUGGUAAGGAAAUACGAUGUAGAGCUGUAUUUAAGAGACGCAUCUGACCACCGUCGGUUGAGAAUUCACCCUCUGCUCUACCUGGGUCCCUCUAGAAUCCCGUACGUAUGAGAAUAGGUACAAGCGGAAGCUGCCAUACUAGAGCCGCAGUGAGUGCACGCUAGCACGUACAAAGACAGAGGAGAAGCGCCUUUUCGGGCGCUGCUUAGAGCAUAUACUCAAAGCAAGUUGUUGGGCACUUUUAUCGCCGACUACAUAAUCGGGGGCACACGUACUCAAUCCGUUGAGGCACCACGAUCAUUGAUGUACAU
This is a messenger RNA of Klebsormidium nitens, 1776 nucleotides long. The record is from the annotation of a GenBank genome assembly. NCBI's taxonomy places the organism in Eukaryota, Viridiplantae, Streptophyta, Klebsormidiophyceae, Klebsormidiales, Klebsormidiaceae.